AUGCGCAUUAUCAAUGGUUCGACAGCACAGGCUCCUAGUGAGGUCAAAGUUAAGUGGCCUAAGCUUAAUACAACGAUCACGGUGAAGAUUAAUGAUGCGAACCCAACACUGGUUGGUUUACUUGGCACUGCCUUACCAUAUCGCUCCCUCCAAACCCAUGCCGUUGUUGCCGGCGACCAGCUAUAUCACUUGGUUCCAUUAGAAGAGCUGAUCUAUACGCCUGCCGAUAAGAAGGCCCCUGAUAGAGCCAAAGAGCCUGAUGGCUCGGUAUUCAUCUCGUCAUUCCAGCACUUUGUGAUCAAGUAUGGCGAGGUAACCGAGCACCAGCCGGUGGCUACGUGCGGGAGGGUUAUUGAUCAAGACAUGGAUAAACUGCGUUGGGUUGCGGAUGAAGUGUGGAAAUGUCAGUGUGAAACCACAAAACACCCCAUCGAGGUGGUUCUCUGGGAUGCUUCAAAACCUGAGCCUGAUCCCAAUGAACUGGACUUAUUCAAACAUCAGAGGGCUGGUGUGAGUAAGGAGGUAAGGAAUCUCGUUGAGGAGAUUCAUACCGAGACGCAAAAGUGUUGGUCAGAUAUUUCAGAUGACAUUGAGGAAAUUCACUAUGGUAAUGCGCCAGAAAAGCCCGGGUCAAAAGAUUCAUACUUUGGUCCCAUGUUGUUCUCUAACAGUGUGGUGCGAACGCUCGGUUACCAUGUUAUCGAUAACAUCAUUAAGCUGGCGUUUACCCGUCCAGAAUUUACCCUGGGGCAUCUUAUCGCGCUUUUCCGAGACUUUGUUCCAUCGAUAGCCGAUUUUGUUGGUCAUCUAGGAGCGGAAUAUGUCAAUGACAUUCACGAGAGGAUUGACAAAUUGAUCAAAGAGAAGGUUGAGAAGAACCCUAACAAGGAGGAGGCACGUGAGGUCUUCCUUGCAAUGAUCAGCGCUUUUAGUUUCUACGUCAAUCUCCUUAACGCCCAAAAUCUCCAUAUGUUUCCCUGGAGACAUGCAAAAGAAUAUCCUAUUCCUUCAUAG
Messenger RNA from Aspergillus niger, 1014 nucleotides. RefSeq lists its product as uncharacterized. The transcript is spliced from 3 exons. The coding region runs from base 1 to 1014 and encodes 337 amino acids. The record is from RefSeq and is a predicted model, not a curated record. NCBI's taxonomy places the organism in Eukaryota, Fungi, Ascomycota, Eurotiomycetes, Eurotiales, Aspergillaceae.